CACACACGAGAGGGUGAGAAUGACACACUCGGGCUUCACGCGCACUUAUUUACCAAUGUAAUAACACGCUGUGAGGGAUAAACACAACGAGGAAGGAAGGAGGCGAGGAAAGAGUCUCUGCUGAGGAAACCAUGCACAUGUUUGAGGAUUUAAUUUAAUGAUCAAAUCAUCAUUUUCUCGAGGAAGGAGGAGGAGGCGGAGGAUUCGCUUUUAAAUGUCGUAAAGGAGAAAUCUGCAGCAGGCAACAUAUUCUUUAUGUCAAUGCUCGGCGCCACACGAGGACUGUCACUUAUGUUUGAAGAGUGAAUUUUGAGGAAAAUAAUCUCAGUUUUUAGUGAAAGAUUGAGACUGUUGUGGCCGCGCGAGGACGUUUCGUAAUGAUAUCAAACUGAAAGGAAGGAAGGAUUUUUUCAAACCUCCGUCUACAGACAGCCUGCUCGCCGUUUUCCUGCUGCUGCUGCUGGUGGAGGAGUGUAAGAAUAGUUGUUCUUGUCUGAUCGCUUUGACUCAUGAUUCGGGGGUUAUACUGGGAACUCGCCGCCCUGCCUUGCCACGAAGAGGAGCCCUGGUGGGGGCUCCUUUUUUCUUUUUUCCUCAGCGACCCCUCGCUCUCUCCCUCUUUUUCGUCUGCGGUCCGUUUAAUACAAGAGCAACAGCGGGAUUAAACAUUCCUGCUCGCAGCGCCUGUUUGUGCGAGGCAGACUGGGUUACAUUGUGAGAGGAACGGGUUGUGGUAAGAAAGGAGGCUAUAAAUAGCUCAUGCAAUUCUCGAAAACUAUCACAAGUGGUGCAUCAGCCUGUGGAGCAGACGGAAUCAGAUAUCCUGCAUGUAAUGACUCGCUUUUAAGUUGAUUUUUACGUGUGGUGUUUUUCUGAGAACUUUUGACUCUUAAUUUGGCAUUUUUGGGCUGUUCUUCGGCGCGGAAGAAAACCUCUCCCCAUGGAUUAUUGCUCUUUUAAUGAUGAAACUCUCAGCGGACUGACUGAUAUGGAAACAGGCUGAUCUUCUGUGCGUUUUGGAUUGAAAUGGAUACAUUUGUGAGCCCCCCGCCUUUGACAGUGAUCACAUUUGGAAUCGCCUGACCUGGAUUGUAACAAUGUUUUGAUCCCCGGAUUUACAUUACAACAUUAUAUCCGCUUGGGGCUUCAUGGAUGCGCCCUGCACUUCUUUCUGAAAACGCCCAAUUCCUCGUCUAUUAUCCGGACGUCUCGUGAGAUUAUAAUCCCGCUUGUUUUUAAGGAAUUAGAUUUGUCAGCCCUGCUCGGUGUUUUGGUACCGAUGUAGGAUUUCGACAUGCCCAGCGCUGACGACCCCAACGGCGGACGAUUAUGACUACAACCGCGAAUUGGGUGGCUAACGGGGCAAGCCUUGAGGACUGCCACUCCAACAUCUUCUCUCUGGCCGAGUUAACGGGCAUUAAAUGGCGUUGCUACAGUUUCCGCAGCGGCGGGGAGUACGGCCCUGUGAUCUCGGCCCCGGCCCAGGACGAUCCUGUCCUGCGCAGCUUCAUGCGCUGCGUUCAGGCCAACCUGCUGUGCGUGUGGCGACGCAAGAUCAAACCUGACGCCAAGGAGCUGUGGAUCUUCUGGUGGGGUGAAGAGCCCAACCUGUCGGACGUCAUUCAUCAUGAGCUCGAAGUGGCUGAGGAGGGGCUGUGGGAGUGUGGGCUGUCCUACGAGUGCAGGACCCUCCUGUUCAAGGCCAUACACAACCUGCUGGAGAGAUGUUUGAUGGACAAAGGUUUUGUGAGGAUCGGGAAGUGGUUUUUCAAGCCUCACGAACUGGAAGAAAAGUCUCUGGGCAACAGUGAGCACCUCUCCUGCUCCUUCUCCUUCUUCCUCCACGGGGAGAGCAAUGUGUGCACCAGCGUGGAGAUUGCCCAGCACCAGCCUGCGUACCACGUCACAGAGCACCACAUUGGCCUCGCACAGGCCUCCGCCGCUCCAGUGCAAGUGAUCCUGAGUCCGUACGGACUGAGCGGUACUCUCACAGGUCAGGCCUUUAAAAUGAGUGAUCCAGCGACACGCAAGCUGAUGGAGGAGUGGAGCUACUUUUACCCCAUGGUACUUCAACAGAAAGAAGGAAGUGGAGAAAAGGAGAAAGAGGAAGCAAGCCGGGCUUAUGAUCGCAACCGUCACGUAGCAUUGGAGGUCAUUGUAGGUGGAGUAAGGAUGACCUAUCCAGCUGCUUUGGUGCUGAUCGCCCAGGGGGACCUCCCAGUGGAGCAGCCUCCACCUGUUCCUGCAGCGCAGGGCCUCAACAGGGAGCAAAACCACUGCAGUGUGCCGCUCACUCCACCCACAUCCCCACAGCAGCCCUGCUCAGCGGACAGCGGUUUUGUGACCUCUGUCUCCAGCGUCCCCACGCCAGACAGCAGCAUGGCGGUCCCCAGCAUCAGCCCAAAGCAUUCUGGGAAGAAGCUGACCUGUCAGGUUGUACAUCAGGCCUGGAGGGAGUGCUAUCUCAACCAGCCGCAACCGAAUCAGCUGGCUGAUGAACCGAAGAAGGAAGUGCCAAAUGGAGUGGCAACGUGGGACUUCAAUGAUUUGGGAGCAAGGGCGCCCUGCAGCUGUUCCAGACUGAAGCAGCAGAAGCAAAAUCUGACCACCACUUCCACUGCCAACCCUCAGACCAGUGCCAAUCCCCCUCAAAACGCCGGUCCGUCCUCAUACCCCCCUUCCCUGCCCAAACACAAAACCAGUGACAAGACAGAAAAAGUUGACAAACAGUCCAAGAGGCCGGCCACCAUCCCCUUCCACCACCGCCUCUCAAUCACGCAGGAGACCCCUCUGGAGCAGGACUCAACGGGAGGGCCCCAGCUUGGAGGUCUUGUGGCUCUGGAGCCCCCUUUGGAGCCUCUGGCUGCUCUGCCGAGCUGCAAGUAUCCCAAACCGCUCUCUAACGGCAGGAAAGCCCCAGAGUCCCUUCUUCAUUCCCCCAUGUCUCCGCUCCCACCCACGCUAAGCCCGCACCCAAGAGUGCAAGACCCAGAGGUGCUUGAUGGGCCUGUGGAAAUGCCUGUUUGCCCGGAUGGGGGCUCAGGGAUGGGAAUGAUAACCAGUGAGACAGCGGUGUAUACAGCCCUGCUCAGGCAGAGGGAAAGUGGGGCUGGCUGGUGGAGAGACUUCAGGACUCCCCGCACUGAUAAGACUGACUGCAGACCCCCCGAACUCCCAGCUGAUAAGUUGGAGGAAGUGAAGACAGAUACAGGAACUGAGGGAGCACCGCUGAAGAGACUUUACACACAGACUCACAAGAGAUUUAAAAUCUCAGAGGAGAUGGUGAGGGAACACAUCCACACGUUGGGCCUCUUCCAGCAGGCGGGUGUGGAAGCUCUGCGGGAGCCUGGAGACGAUCCCUACGACUUUAAGGAAGGAGACAUCGAGUACACAUUCUCCACUUCCAAAAGGUUAAAGGGUCAAGGUAGAGAACCAAGCAAGAAAGUCAAGCAGGGAGAAGAAAUCACCAGCAAUGGAGCACUGCCUGAUGGGAAAGAUGCUAUGUCCAUUUUUAACUCUGCUCCAAAAUCAGAAGACUCAAGUCAGGAUGAUGGAGCUUCCAAAGCCAAUCCCUCUCUGACCAGAGAGAAAGAUCUGGUGGUGAACAUCUCUGAUCUUGACAACAUAUUUGAUGAGGAUGAGGAAGAGUUGGGGACUGUUUACCCCAACCAGCACUCAACCAAGCUGCCAGUGUCAACAGAAGAUCGCCCCCUGGGGAAAGAAGGAAGAGUUGCAGUACCUUACCCAUCAACAGUAGCAGACCUCCAGCGGAUGUUCCCCACCCCUCCUUCCCUAGAGCAGCACCCAGCCUUCUCUCCCAUCAUGACGUAUCGUGACACCCCGAGUCAGGAGCCUCCUGCACCCAGCGGGAUGGCGGACCACCUGCCACCUUUAGCCUCCACCCAGCUGACAGAACACAGGAUGGAGGUUGAGGAGGGCAUGGUCAGUCCACGGCAGGAAGAUAUCAAGCCACAUAUAGGCUCCUCCAUGUUUGCUCCCCUGUCCUGCCUGCCCAGCCAGAGUCUACCACCACUGAAGAUAACUGAGCAAUGUUACUACCGUCCCUCUUGGGCCCUCAUGCCCAAAAUGGAGCAUUUCCCCUCAAUGAUGCACCCCCAGAAUAACGCCUUCAUCAGAGAUGGAUACACAAACGUCCCCAGUGUAAACACCCUCACAGAUCAGGAGUAUGCUCAGAUGAGUGCCACCACUGCCUCUGUGAACACCACCAUUGGCAUCCUCCCGUCUCCUGCCACUCCACGUUUCUCUGUACCCACUCCACGAACUCCUCGAACACCACGGGGGAUCAACGCUGCGAGCUCUGGGCAGGGCUCAGUGAAGCAGGAUGGUACUGAGCUCAGCUCGCCAGUGUCAACGCCUUCCACCAGCCUGCCUCUUAGCUCUGUUGAGCCCCUAGCUCGGCCGGGACCCUCCCUACCAGAGGCACACAGCCUCUACGCCAUCCUCCUGCUCUCCGACUCUGUCCUAAAUGUCUUCAAGGAUCGAAACUUUGACAGCUGCUGCAUCUGCGCCUGCAAUAUGAACGUCAAAGGAGCAGAUGUAGGGGUGUAUAUCCCUGAUUCUACUUGUGAGGAUCAGUAUCGUUGUAUGUGUGGCUUCAGCGCCAUUGUAAACCGGCUGCUGGCCCACGGCACAGGACUCUUCUUGGAGGAUGAGCUUGAUAUUUUCGGCCGGACUUCAGAGGUAGGCCGGGCAGCUGAGAGGAGGCUGGCUCUGUGCCGGAGGGACCCAACUAUGGGGGACCCUAGGGCAAAGAAGCCCCAGGAUGCAGCCCCUACAUCCCCGUUAGUCAUGAUACUUCUGCAGGAACAGUGCUCCCAGCCUAUUUCCUCCCUGGCAUCACUAUAUCUCCCACUCAGCUGUUCCUGCCAUGGCCGCAAAGGGGCGCUACUCCAAAGCUGGAUGUCUGAGAAGCAGUGGGCGGAUGGGAGCGAUGCCUGUGUGGAGUGUUACAACGCCUUGGAACAGGGGCUGCAGUAUGUGGAUAACUCCACAGGAGGGAAAGUAGAUCAAGCUGUUGUCAGAAGCACAGCUCUUCAUCCCUGGCCUCACACGAAUGUGGUGGAGAUGAGCAUGUUGUCGUCCCAGGACAUGGUCCGUAUGCUGCUGUCUCUGCAGCCUUUCCUGCAGGAUGCCAUCCAGAAGAAGAGAACAGGAAGGACAUGGGAAAACAUCCAGCAUGUGCAGGGUCCGCUCACUUGGCAGCAGUUCCAUAAGAUGGCUGGGAGAGGCUCAUAUGGUUCAGAAGAGUCACCGGAGCCAUUACCUAUCCCGACAGUAUUACUUGGUUAUGACCGAGAGAGGGACUUCUUAGCAUUGUCCCCUUUGGCGUUACCUUUCUGGGAAAAGUUGCUACUUGAGCCUUAUGGGGGGCAGCGGGAUGUAGCGUAUUUGGUGCUGUGUCCCAACAGCCCCUCUCUGCUGGCUGCAGCCCGAGCCUUCUUCCAGGAGCUCAGCACUGUCUACGAGACGUGCCGCCUUGGAAAGCACCGUCCUCUUGCCAAAGUGUCCAGAGAUGGCUUUGUACGUGUGGGGGAAGAGGUAGAGCCAGAAAAGCUGGAGGAGCUGGAUGUGGACCAGUGGUUGACAGGACCCUGGGCUGGACAGCAGCACAACGACAACCUCAGCAGACUUAAACUCUACGCAUAUGCCUGCAAGCAGCAGCUAGGUCCCCAGCUGUCAGUCCUGCCUUUGGACAGCAGUCUUCUUGUACCUCCCAAACUCCAGCCUCCGUCCAACCCCACAUCCUCAUCCCAGCCAGCCUCUUCAGGGCAGACUCAGUCUUGGGGUCCUGAUGGUGAACCAGCUCCAGGAGCCGCCAGUUCAGGAAAUGCUCUGACCCCAACUGGGGCAACCUCAAACCAGACGGGGGAGACGACACAAGCAGCAGCCAGCGAUUCUAAAGGGCCUUCCACUGUCACUCCACCAGCCAACACACCAGCAGAAAACCCUGAACUCACUUCAGAUCAGUCUAGGAUCGGCAUCCCAACUGUUCCUGACUCAGCAGACAGCCAUGCAAACCCACCAGCCAUUGUUAUUUACAUUGUUGAUGCAUUUCUUAGCUCAAGUGGAGUGAGACAUGAAAGUGGAGAAGAGGAAGAGGGUGAUGAUAUGGAGACAGGUAGCAUUUGGCUACUAGGGCUGCUUCGUUGUUACACAGAGAUGCUGCAGUCUUUGCCUGAGACGAUGAGACCUGCUCUGGUGCUACAGGUGGUGCCGUGCCAGUACCUCCUCCAGCCAGCCAGCGGGGAGAGUCAUUUGUACCUACAACAUCUGCGCUCCCUGGCCUUCUCCUGUUACUCCCAAUGCAGACGUCUGCUGCCCCAGCAAACACACAUCAAGUCUCUGACUGGCUUUGGACCGGUGUCCGUGGUCAAUUCUGUGCUCAGGGGUCCAGAGCAUCCCAACCCCAUGCAGCUGUACUCUCCUCCCUUCGUUCUUGGUCCGACCCGUCCCAAGCAGCCUGAACCAGGGGAGAUAUGGGCCGAACCUCCUCCAAAAUACAAUGUGCUUUUUGUUGGAUACUGCCUAUCACAUGACCAGCGCUGGAUCCUGGUGUCCUGCACUGACCAGCAGGGGGAGCUUCUGGAGACCUGCAUUAUCAAUAUUGAUGUACCCAAUAGAGCGCGACGACCAAAGGUUUCAGCCAGGAAGAUGGGACUGCAGAAGCUGUGGGAAUGGUGUAUUGGCCUCAUCCAGAUGACCUCACUACCAUGGAGGAUUGUAAUUGGACGAUUAGGCAGACUGGGGCAUGGGGAAUUAAAAGACUGGAGCUCACUCCUCGGGGAACACUCCCUUCAUUCUGUGGGGCGCCAGCUGAGGGAGGCCUGCCGUAUUUGUGGGAUCUCAGCUGCCGACUCCCCAGCUAUCCUCAGUGCCUGCCUGGUUGCCAUGGAGCCACAGGGCUCCUUUGUGAUCAUGCCUGAUGCAGUCACCAUGGGGUCAGUGUUUGGCCGCAGCACUGCUCAUAACCUGCAGACUUCACAGCUGAACACACCUCAGGAUGCUUCCUGCACACACAUCCUAGUCUUCCCAACUUCUGCCACCACGCAGCUGGCUCCUAGCUCCUAUCCCACUGAAGAUAAUAAUGAUGACAUGUUCGAUCUGCCCUUUCCUGAUGAACUGGAGAACGACAUUGGCCAUGACAUGAUGCUGAUCACAGGGAACCUCCACCCGUCCCCCAACACCUCUCCUGUGCCCUCACCUGGCUCUCCGUCCGGGAUGGGAAUGGGAUCGCAUUUCCAGCACGCCAAGAGCCAAGGGGAGCGCCUGCUGUCCAGGGACAGUCCACCAGAGGAGCUGAAGCAGCAGCCGCUGGCUCUGGGCUACUACGUCUCCACUGCACAAGCAAAUGGACUCCCUCACUGGUUCUGGGCCUCCUGCCCACAGGCUGAGAGCCAGUGUCCACUCUUUCUAAAGGCCUCCCUCCACCACCACAUCUCCAUAGCCCAGUCAGAUGAGUUGAUGUCAGACAAGAUAAAGUGGACCCCUCACCCCUUAGACUCAAAGACCACCUCUGAUGUGCUCAGGUUUGUAUUGGAGCAGUACAACGCCCUCUCUUGGCUGACGUGCACCCCCGCCACCCAGGACCGCCAGUCCUGCCUGCCGGUCCACUUGGCCAUACUGAUCCAAAUGUACAAUGCCAUACUGAACAUGCUGUAGCUGCGGGGGUCUUCAGAGGACAGCUGUGUGGGACUAGGGGUUACCUUCACUCAAUCUGUGCCUGCCUACGCUUCCGCUUCUCCUGGGCACCAGAGAGCGCCAGAGCUCCGCCGUAAACAUUUCACAGCCAAAUUAAGGACAAGACAAGUCAGCCUCUGCCACGUCUGGAAUGUAAUGAACCAGUGGGCUGAAUUGCUGAAACAAUUGCUUUUAGUGAGCCACCAGUUUGUACCCUCAGUGCUGGUUGUGUGGUGCUUUCUGAGGACAGACAGAUUUAUCCAACUAUGCUCCUUCGACUGACAUAUCACAACUUUCUCCUGAUCACAAUAGCAUUAUGCUCCACUCUGAAGCGUCUGUGGAUGAAACUGAAAGAGAAGCCCUCUCCUGUGGAAAGGGAUGCCACAUAACUCCAUAUGUACAACCAGCAGAAACGGCAUGACCACACAAACACAUGGCUUUGUUUCAUCAACAAUGCUUUUACAUGUUUUUGUAUAUUAGAGGUAAAGUGAUGAGCUUCUGGGGACUCCAUGAAACUUUUUACCUUUAUUCUGAAAGGGGCAGAUUCACUCCAAAGGGGGAACAUUUGAUAAUGGCACUUUUUUCCUCACCUUCCAAAGUGUUGUAGAUAUGAACACAAUGGAAAAUAUUUGACCAUUUAAGACAGAGGUGUUGUUUAUAAUGUAAGACAUACAUUUGCAAAGAAUUGAGACUUAUUUUUAAUAUUUAAAACAGAAAAUGAAAACCUAAAACAAGGCCUUUUUUUCCCGAUUGACUUUGAAGUGUCUUGGGGAUCCUGAUACAAAAAUGUCAUUUUAAUGCAAUUGUAAAGAUGCCAUAUUUAUACAAAUUAUAUCAUGUCAUAGAAUUUGAUAUCUAUAUGUAUAUAUAUAAAUAUAUAUACCUCUUCCAUGCAGGCACUUAAUGAUAAAGGUGGUGGAGUCGACCAUCUCUUAGAAGUGGACACAGUCUGAACAUUAUCAAAGAAAUUGCAUUGUUUGUUUUUCUACAGAUAUUGAACAUUUUUCCUUUUAUUUAAUGAAUUUAAAUUAAAUUGAUGCAGGAGAAUCAAUAUGCUCUAUAUUUAUAAAGUGUUCCUCUUCUGCUUUAAAAAACUUGAACUAGGCAAUAGAAGACGGCGGUAUUGGAGCAUUGCAAGGUUAUGAAAUGUUUUAAAGAAACUUUAUUUCAUUGGCUCUCCUAAAUGAUGUCAAACCAAUAGAAAGUUCUGUCAGCUUCACUCAGUCUGCUCUUCGUUACGACUCCUCGCAUGUCUGUAUAUACACUUUUCAAGCUGUGUCUUUUGGAACUCUUAAAGCUGUACAUUUCAUGCUGGUUGGUUUACUUUCAAGUGAUUCAUAUCAAAGUAUUUUUUUGCUGUGAGCUUUUUUGAUAUACAGUACAAAACUCAUUUAUUUACAGCCAAGAGGUUUUAAUUGCCAAGUAAAGUGUACACAAAUGUACAGACGAGGGCAAGUUUGCAAAAAUUUGUUACAUCUGUCAUCACUUUGAAUAUCAAACAGAUCCUCUUCAGUGGGAGGGGUCUGUUACUUUUACACUCUUUUUUAGUAAAUUAUUAAAACUCUUGAAAAUGA
Molecule: messenger RNA, 9272 nt
Organism: Cheilinus undulatus (humphead wrasse)
Lineage: Eukaryota; Metazoa; Chordata; Actinopteri; Labriformes; Labridae
Product: mediator of RNA polymerase II transcription subunit 13-like
Exons: 31
Coding region: 1330-7680 (2116 amino acids)
Biological process (GO): regulation of transcription by RNA polymerase II
Cellular component (GO): mediator complex
Molecular function (GO): transcription coregulator activity
Source: RefSeq, a predicted model, not a curated record